AUGGGGAAUUCUAAAAGUGGAGCUCUGUCCAAAGAAAUCCUGGAAGACUUAAAGCUGAAUACAAAAUAUUCAGAGGACGAGCUUUUUAAGUGGUACGAGAGUUUUAAGAAGCAAUGUCCUGAUGGCAAGAUCUCGCGUACAGAUUUUGAGAAGAUCUACGCCAACUUUUUCCCCAACUCUGAUCCCCAGACCUAUGCCAGACAUGUUUUUCGUAGCUUUGACACCAAUGAUGAUGGCACGUUGGACUUCCGGGAGUACAUCAUUGCACUUCACCUAACCUCUUCGGGGAAAACCAGCCUCAAAUUAGAGUGGGCAUUUUCCCUCUUUGAUGUUGAUAGAAACGGUGAAGUUAGCAAAGUUGAAGUUUUGGAGAUUAUUACUGCUAUAUUCAAGAUGAUCCCUGAUUCAGAACAGCAGAAAUUGCCAGAUGAUGAAAAUACACCACAAAAAAGAGCAGACAAGUUAUGGGCCUACUUCAAAAAGAAAGACCAAGAUAAAAUAGCUGAAGGGGAAUUCAUCCAAGGAGUUAUGCAGAAUGAUGACAUCAUGAGGCUUAUCCAGUAUGAUCCAAAAAGAUAA
This is a messenger RNA of Bombina bombina (fire-bellied toad), 579 nucleotides long. RefSeq names its product visinin-like. Bases 1 to 579 code for a protein of 192 amino acids. Gene Ontology annotation, molecular function: calcium ion binding. NCBI's taxonomy places the organism in Eukaryota, Metazoa, Chordata, Amphibia, Anura, Bombinatoridae. The record is from RefSeq and is a predicted model, not a curated record. The transcript is spliced from 3 exons.